Cooperia oncophora is the source of this 213-nucleotide messenger RNA. The record is from the annotation of a GenBank genome assembly. Lineage: Eukaryota; Metazoa; Nematoda; Chromadorea; Rhabditida; Trichostrongylidae.
GCAGACGACGAUACGAACAUCAAAACUGACGCUCCAACGUCCAAACGUGCUAUUCAAAAAGCUGCUGAAUCGGAAUAUGGUGGAACGUUUGACGUAAUUUGCAGCCCUUGUGAAUUUUCCUUCGUUAUCAGUUCCCAGAAGUACUGCGACGGCAUCAAAGAUGAGAUCGCAUGUUUCGUCUUCCUUCAACCGCCUACGAUUCUCCCUUGCUGA